CGUAUUUUCUUUGUCUAGGUGUCAAUGCUCAACUAUUUUAGCAAGACAGUUCAACAAAUAACCGAGCGUGGAAUAAAACUAUGUCGACUUCAUCUUUAGAUUAUAACGUGACGUCAACGUCUGAAGAACGACUCGUCAAGACUAGAUUGCAGAAUGGAUACGAUAUUCCGUUAUAUGGCAUCGGAAAUGGAUCGUUUUACUAUAUUCAUAUUCCAGCCAUUUUAUGUAUUUGCACAAGUUUCGUUUGCGCAGUGAUUUCUAUUAUUCUGUCUUUUAAACGGAAGAGUUAUCACACGUUUUUCACCAACACCUGGUCAAGGAGUGAGCGAUUUAUCGUGUAUUUGGCAAUAUGUGACGGCCUCUUUAACGUGUCACAUUUCACAGACCACAUGCAUAUUGUGAUUGUCCGUGAUCACGUGUAUCCAAAGGAACUUUGUGAAUACUACGGUUUCAACUUGGCUGUUUUUGUAACUUCACAAAAUUUGAUGGUGAAUGUAGUUGCCAUCAACGCAUUUAUGCUGAUGUAUUUUAAUAGACAUUUAAACUUUGGGAGGCGUGAUUGGAAACUUCUUCUUUGGACGUUUGGCACCCCUUUUAUAGGAGCCACCAUAGCCGGGAUAACUGGACAACUGGGAACCAACGGCUCGUUUUGUUACUUUGACGGCGUUAAGGGGAAGGUGGCUAACAUCUGUUUUACAACAAUUCCACUUUUGUUGAUUGUGAUAGUCAACACAAUUCUUUAUAUCCUGACCUGGAAACGCAUUCGCGACGAGACAGAAACAUUCGAAAAGUCUGUACAUGAUAUGUCAGCAUCCAUGCGAGCCUCACAUCGUGCAGCACGUGCCAUGUCGCUGUUCGUGGCCGCGUUCUUCAUACAGUGGUGGGCCAUGGCCUUGUAUGGCGUUUGGGGGCUAGUUGAUGAAAACGUCCCGCAGCCAAUUUUCCAUUUCGUUACAACAUUUUCAAAUAUCGGCGGCUGCUUGAAUCUUGGCGUGUACUUGCUGAUACACCGGCAACAGCUGGGCAAAGGAGAAAACAUCUCUACAGAGAAACACACGUUGGAAAGUGAUGGGCACAAAAUCUCCCAUGCCGUGUCAAAAUCUGCAAAUGUGUCUUCAUGUGACGUGUCCGUGUCAGAAAAUCAUGUAACGGGUAAAUACCAUGCAGAGAGAAUAACUGAUGUGUAACAUAACAUACAAUUAAUUCUUUUGUGUUAUGAAUUUAUUAUUUAAAAAAAGCUGGUAUUGUAUGCCUUUGCAUUGACAACUUCUGGAGACUAUAUGUCGGUCAAAAUAACUUUAACAAAAACAGGAAAUUUCUGGACCGUUUAUUUUUAUUUUUUGAUAUGUAAAUAGGUUUGUCUUGUUUUGUUUUAUCUAUAUGUUUUACAUUCAUGUUUUUGUGAAUGUAAAGAGGUACUUUUGCUUGUGUUGAAUUUGUAACCGUAUUCUGUAAAGCAUUUUUAAACGUGUACAUGUGCAUGAAAGAAUAUUAUAUAAAUGUGUUACAAUAAUAAUAAUAAUAAUAGUAAUAAUAAUAUAUGUUCAUAUCAUUUAGAAAUGUGGCAUUUUAAACGUGUAAGCCCACUGAUGAAAACUUUUAUAUUCACAGAACGAAAUGGGUAUUCUAACACCAAUCGCAAGGAAACAUUGGCAGAUGUAUUUACUUCUAAACACGCUAACGUUUACAAUGUAUGUUCAUACAUGAGUGUUAGAAAUAAGUACGCCUGCAUCUAGAGACAUUAUAAUCAAUUCAGCCAUUAUCAUAUUUCAAGGUGGACGGAUAGCUCAGUGGUUUGCACACUGGCCUUCCGAUCCUGAGGUCGGUGGUUCGAUCCCCGGCAGCUACUCGGGAAUUUUCAGAAACGCUUUUCAGUGUUUCCCAUCCAACUAGAGGUGUACUGGUCAGGAACCCAGGCAAUCCUUGCGUGUAUCAGUGCUAUACACUGGGCACGUUAAAGAACCAGGCUGUCUCUUCGCAACGAGCUAGGCUAAGUUAGCCGGACAAGCCUGUAUCUGAUUUCUGAUCUCUCUGUCGUGGGGGUUUUGUCUCACUCUGUCCCUUUGGUCAGAUCGCUCUGUGUCUGUACUAGUAGAGGAUGAAUUUAUGCGCCGUGUGGCAGCAUUUUAAUAAUAAUAAUAAUAAUAAUAAAGUCUCUUCCACUGUGACAAGUUAUCUUUGUCAUGUCAAUGGUGUCAUUCAUAUUUCCGCUUAACACCUCCUACUUUACAUUGUUAUAAUAAGGUCAAGUGUUGGUUAUAUUGUUGAUGAGUUUUGAUUGUGAUUUCUUGAAUUUUGCACCCUUGUAUCAAGGCCAAAUUAGUGGAAAAUCCAUUCUAGGAAUUACAAUAACAAUCUGAGAAAUGAUUGCAGAUGAAUGCAGAUGAAUAUUAUUAUGUAAACUAUAUUUAACAUUAUAGGUUAAGUACAGGAAAGUACAAAGUGCACACUCUAGAUGGUUUUACUUUCUGGCAUUAGAUACAAUGCUUGAUAGUAUCUAUGUGCUUUAUACAUUUGUACAAAUAUGUUUCUGGUCUAAGAGCAGACAAAAAGAAAAACAUGUACAGAUCAUACGCCUAAAAGUAUAUGUAGUUUUCACAAAUGUCCCUCUGCAGGACGGUUUAUCUAUAAUUGUAUAUGGUAUUAUGUUUGAUAAAUAUACCAGGACCUGA
Molecule: messenger RNA, 2672 nt
Organism: Mercenaria mercenaria
Lineage: Eukaryota; Metazoa; Mollusca; Bivalvia; Venerida; Veneridae
Exons: 2
Coding region: 81-1187 (368 amino acids)
Biological process (GO): adenylate cyclase-activating G protein-coupled receptor signaling pathway
Cellular component (GO): plasma membrane
Molecular function (GO): G protein-coupled receptor activity
Source: RefSeq, a predicted model, not a curated record